UCACCGUCGCCCACACCUCACCGUGUCACUGUCGCCAUCAUUACCAUUGCAUCGCGGAGUUUCUUCGUGGAAACUGAUCUAGUCACUCGCCUCCAGACUACAAGCUCUUUCGUAGGGCCCCACUCCUCGCGAUGACGGACAAGCUUCCUCACAACCUUCUCGCGCUCUUCGCCCCGCGCCCGGCGCUGCGCUACCUCAAUCCCAUCGACCAUGCUCCCGAACAUCGUAUUACCAAUAGGCUCGGCGGCGUUGGCCAGUAUAUGGACGCCUUUCGAGAGUACAAGGACACGGACGGAUUCGUGGACUCGGGAGAGUGCUGGCUUCAGAAGAAAGACAGGGAAAAGCUCGAGAAGAGAGCUAAGCAGAAGCUCCUUGCCGAUGAAGGUAUUAAAGAGUACAAGCCUGUCAGUGACCCCAAUAUUCGCGGCGAUGCUUUCAAGACGCUGUUCGUUGCACGCUUGAACUAUGACGCUACCGAGAAGGAUCUUGAAUCUGAGUUUGGACGGUUCGGUCCGAUCGAGAGAAUUCGCAUCGUCAAGAACCCCAACGAGAAGAAAGAAAAGAAGAAGCAUAGGGGCUAUGCAUUUGUUGUCUAUGAACGCGAGAAGGACAUGAAAGCUGCUUACAAGGAGACUGAUGGUAUUCGUAUCAAAGACCGCAAAGUUCUAGUCGACGUCGAACGCGGCCGCACCGUGCAGGGCUGGCGACCUCGUCGCUAUGGUGGAGGUCUUGGAGGACGACACUACACCAAGGGACCACCAGCCCGACCAGCUGGUGCAGUUGCUGCCGGACCACCAUCUGGACCUGGAGGCUUCCGUGGUGGUGGGUUUGGUGGAGGAGGAUUCCGUGGCGGCCGUGGAGGUGGCGACCGCGGCUUCAGGGGAGGCUUUGGUGGAGGAGAUCGUGGCUUCCGAGGCGGCGGAUUCGGAGGUGACAGAGGUGGGUAUGGAGGACGAGGUGGUAUUGGCUACCAGUCGAACGGCUUCGGCGGCUCAGGAGCACCACCGGACGGCGCACCCUCUGGCCCUCGUGGAGGAGGACGAAGCGGCGGUUUCUCAGGAGGCCACGGAGGCCGUUCGUUUGACACCAACGGCGGAGGAUACGGUGGACGCUCCUACGACGAUAAAGGGGGAUUCCGUGACCGCGGACCGAGUGGCAGCAACAGCGAACCUGUUCGAGAGCGGGGACCACGAGACCGCGACGCUGGCCGAGACCGCGACCGAGGCGAUCGAGGCAGCGGGUACAGAGACCGCGACCGAGAGAGUGGUGGGUAUGGCCGAGAUGACUAUUCCAGGAAGCGGGCAUACGACGGCGACAACGAUGAAUCCCGAAGCAAACGAAGAUACUGAGCGUCUCGAUUCAGCUGAGCAGCGAAUGGGUUUGUCUCAAAGGGUAUAUUCUGUUCUCUCCGCCUUCAACUUUCUUCCCUUUCGUCACCAAGGGGUAAGCGGUAAGCACAACUGCAUGCUCAACUUCAAGAACCGCUCUCGCCAUCCACUUUCGACUCUUUUUUUCUCCUUUUGACUGGUAGACGACGCUAUCUGGGGCGACCCAACGAGGUAUCACAC
This is a messenger RNA of Mytilinidion resinicola, 1568 nucleotides long. RefSeq lists its product as uncharacterized. Gene Ontology annotation, molecular function: U1 snRNA binding; mRNA binding. Gene Ontology annotation, cellular component: U2-type prespliceosome; precatalytic spliceosome; U1 snRNP. Bases 132 to 1349 code for a protein of 405 amino acids. Gene Ontology annotation, biological process: mRNA splicing, via spliceosome. NCBI's taxonomy places the organism in Eukaryota, Fungi, Ascomycota, Dothideomycetes, Mytilinidiales, Mytilinidiaceae. The transcript has 5 exons. The record is from RefSeq and is a predicted model, not a curated record.